GACGACAAGCGACGCGAAGCAAAAUGGACAUCCUGGCAACGACGACUGAGCGGUUGACCGAAACGCUGGCGGCCGGCGCGAACGGAACACUAACGCUAAACCCCUUCCAAGAUGGCGGCGACGAUCACGCAGAGGAAGACGAUACGCCAACGAUCGCCAAAGUGACCUCGAUGGUGGUACUGUUCAGUGUCAGCAUGGUGUGUGGCCUUGUACCGUUUAAGCUGGUGCGCUGGUUUAAUCUCAAUCCAGCAUCCCCGUCCGGUGGUACGCAUUUGUUCCUGAUACGACUGCUACUGUCGUUCGGUGGUGGCGCACUGCUCAGUACCACCUUCCUACAUCUGCUGCCCGAGAUUAACCACUCGAUAGAAGAGUUGGUAGAAACCGGUGCCCUACCUGAGCCGGACGAUCUUCCCUUCCCGCUGGGUGAAUUUCUGCUCACGAGUGGAUUCUUCAUGAUCUAUCUUACCGAAGAGUUGGUCCACUGGUGGAUGCAUCGACGUUCGGCAAAUGCGCGUGCUGCCAGCAAUGUGGAGAAGCCUGUCGACACGAUCGCAAUCGAUGAAGCUCACUCGAAGGGUCACGAACUUUCGCAUGGACAUUCGCAUCUGCCGGUCGGUAACGUUACCGCCGUCUAUCCGAUCACCGAUAUCGAUGGCACACCGACCGUACCGAGUGCGGUGCCAGCGCCGGCAGUGGCCAGCGCGAACGGACCACUCCGUGGAUUGCUAAUUGUACUUGCCCUCUCCAUACACGAACUGUUCGAAGGGUUGGCGGUCGGUUUGGAACGAUCCCCAUCCGCCGUUUGGCUGCUGUUUGGGGCCGUUGCUUCGCACAAGUUUGUGAUUGCGUUCUGUGUGGCGUUUGAGCUCUUAGUGGCGGCGGUCCAGUUCCGUAUUGCCGUGGCGUACAUCUUUGUCUACUCGGUCGUGAGUCCGGUCGGUAUCGGUAUCGGUAUUGCGCUCAGCUCGGUCAACUCUGAUACGAACCAAACGAUUGAAGUUGUGUCGGUGGUACUGCAGGGACUUGCGAGCGGUACGCUGAUCUACGUCAUUUUCUUCGAGAUUCUGGCGAAGGAUGCGGGACACAGUCACGGUGGCGGUGAUGAAGGUGGAAAGGGGCACGCUGAUGAUCAUCAUCAUACCGUAUCGCCCACGAACGGGCUGUGGCAGUUCUUGGCUGUACUGGCCGGAUUUGGUCUGCUGCUUGGCAUCAAAGCCGCAACCGGACACAGCCAUGGCCAUAGUCACGGAGCAGGUGAUGAUCAUGACGAUCACGAUCAUGACCACUGA
This is a messenger RNA of Anopheles maculipalpis, 1289 nucleotides long. RefSeq names its product zinc transporter ZIP1-like. Gene Ontology annotation, cellular component: plasma membrane. The record is from RefSeq and is a predicted model, not a curated record. The coding region runs from base 24 to 1289 and encodes 421 amino acids. The transcript is spliced from 2 exons. Gene Ontology annotation, molecular function: zinc ion transmembrane transporter activity. Gene Ontology annotation, biological process: zinc ion transmembrane transport. Lineage: Eukaryota; Metazoa; Arthropoda; Insecta; Diptera; Culicidae.